Messenger RNA from Epinephelus moara (kelp grouper), 3698 nucleotides. It is a transcript of the gene tnfrsf1a, whose product is annotated as tumor necrosis factor receptor superfamily, member 1a. Gene Ontology annotation, biological process: inflammatory response; signal transduction. Gene Ontology annotation, molecular function: tumor necrosis factor receptor activity; tumor necrosis factor binding. Gene Ontology annotation, cellular component: mitochondrion; membrane raft; signaling receptor complex. NCBI's taxonomy places the organism in Eukaryota, Metazoa, Chordata, Actinopteri, Perciformes, Serranidae. Bases 203 to 1393 code for a protein of 396 amino acids. The transcript is spliced from 10 exons. The record is from RefSeq and is a predicted model, not a curated record.
UUUCCCGUCUGAGUCCGCCUCCGCUCGUGUUGUACCGAAAGGGGCAACGGCACGUCGCUCUGCUUUGGUAAAAACAAAACUGAUAUAUUUUGAAUUAAAUAUACACUUAAUUGUCGUAUAUGGACCUGAAGUGAAGGACAAAGCCCUCGCUGUGACAGUGGUUGUCCAGGCUGCUUCAGAUGGAUUGAGCUAAACCUGUAAGAUGAUGGCGAGAGCUGGACAAAGAGGAAGAUGGAACAAAAAAGCCCCUGUUGGCACAAUACUGCUCCUUAUGUGCAUGUUCAUCCCCACUCUGACAUUGUUACAAACUUCAGAGGAGGCGACGUGUGAACCAGGGGAAUAUCCCAAUGAUGAAGGAAUUUGUUGCAACAAAUGCUCUCCAGGUUUUAAGCUUGAAGAAAUGUGUCAGGGUGUGAAUCAGAGAAGUAAGUGCAGACAAUGUACUGAGGGACUAUAUACAGACGAAAUGAACUUCGCCUUCACCUGCCGACGUUGCAGAAAAUGCCUAGCAAAAUAUGACAAGGAGAUAUCACCAUGUCAAAGAAGCCAAAACAGGAUUUGUCGCUGUGUGGAGGGGUAUUACAAGUCUGUCAUCGACUCAGAAACAUACGAGUGUCUCAGAUGUACACCGUGUGGACCAGAUGAAAAGGAAAAACAGACAUGUACACCUGAGAGAAACUUUGUGUGUGAAUGUAAAGAGAACUACUACAAAGUCAACAACAAGUGUGAACGCUGCAAGAAUUGUACCAAAGGGUGUGAACAUCACUGUUCAACAGUUCCUGUUCUGACUACAAAAGGCCGUAAGCCCGGACAUGAAUAUCUUAUCAACAUAAUUACUGCAGUAGGAGUUGUGGCUGUGGUCUCGCUGGUGCUUGUAGUUCUCAUCACCCAUGUGGCCACAAAAAUGUCGACUGAGAAGAAAAUGCUGAAACCAUCCUGCCAACCAUCAGACGUUUCCCAGGACUCAUGCGAGCGAGUCCUAAUCCAAAGUGAUGAACCUUCAGAGAACAUAAGCGUUACGGCUGUUCCUCCAAGUCCUGUGAGUGAACCAGAGCCGCCCAAUCUGCCUGACUGUGUCCCCCUGGAAAUCAAGGUCUCUGACCUGAUCUACACUGUGCUGGACCUGGUUCCUGUGCUGCAGGUGAAGCAGCUGGUGCGUUCUCUUGGUGUGAAAGAUACAGAGAUCGAACAAGCAGAGUUGGAUCACUCCCGAUCCUGCCGCGAGGCUCACUACCAGAUGCUGAGGGUGUGGGCCGAGAGAGGGUCAACGGGUAGAGGAAGACAAGGUAGAAUGCUGCACAUGCCCUUGUUGCAGGAGUUGUUGGAUGAACUGAGAAAGAUGUACCUGGGACGAGCAGCCGAGGAGCUGGAGACAGUGUACGGCAUUCAGUAAUCCUGCGUCGCGUGCCAAGUGGAACAAGAAGCUUAUGAAACCAAGUAUUGUCUCUUUAAAGACUCACUCACGGGCAGCCUCAAAGCAUUCAAACUGACACGGUGCUACCACACGGCAGUUUUAUUUCACAGAAACCAGCUUCACUGAGCACUCUACCUCUCCUCCUGCCAGUCGCUCACUGAGAAGACAGGGUCAGACUACUGAGAGCAACAGAGCAAAUGGCUCAGGGAGGGAGCGUCACAGAAAAUGAGUUCUUGCACAGAUAAAUUCUGCUUAUAAAGAAAAACUUCUGCUAUGUGUGUAUAUAUAUAUAUAUAUAUAUAUAUAUAUAUUUUUAAUGAAUAAAAAGACAUUUUGGGAACUAGCUUAUUGGUUUUGCUGAGAUAAUGAAAAGAUUGAUACCACUGUCAGGUCUGUGACGUAAAGAACCUAGCUAGAACCAGCACCUGUUAGAUUAGUUUAGCAUAAAGACUGGAAACAUGAAAAUAGCUAAUCUGGCUUUGUCCAAAAGUGACAAAAUCCACCUGCUAGCACCUCUAAAGCUCACUUAUUAGUGUGUUUUAUCUUGUUUGUUCAAUCCAGACAAUAGGGGUUAUAUUGCGUAACACUGGACUAUUUCUUGUCUCGCAGAAUUAACUUCUUGGAGUGUCCCAAAGAAACUAUAACACUUAUAGAUUCCUUGGACUUUUCGCUGUUUGCCUGGGAACUACUCAUCCAACUUCUCCUCCAGGAAGCUAAAAAGUGCAGACUAUCUCCCAAAAUGGCAAAAUAUUCCUUUAUAGCCAUUAUCACUGUGCCGAGUUACACACUGGAACUAUUUCUUGUCUGGGAGCAGUGAGCUUUGAAGGUGUAAGUUGGCGGAUCACAGGACAGAGCCCGGCCAAGGAGGUUAAAAAGAGGAGUCACAGUGUCGUAUAACAUUUUAUCAAUGGGUCACAACACAUGCACAGCGAAUUUGGUCUGCUUUUGCUGAAAGGCUCAAUAGCUGACACACUAUUGUAGACCACAGGAAUGAUUGAUUGGUUUCACAGAGGUGUCCACAGUUGGCCAAGUAAGGCGGAAUAUUUUUGUACUAAAUACAUUUCUGUAAUAACUGAACUGAAUAGACUGAACUAAAAGACCACAAACAAAUGCUUUGUGUAUGCAAAUGUUAUAUAUAGGCUGCCAUCCGUUCUGAUGUAUGCUGAAGUUUUAAAAAAAGAGCACCUAAGUGGACCCCAUCCCUUUAUUUCUAGCACUUCAACAUCAUAACUCAAGUUACAUUGCACAUGUCAUACUCCAUAGCUCCCACAGAGCGUGUCCCAGCUUUCGUUGAAUAGCCUUGAGCCAGGCUAGCAGUUUCCCCCUUUAUGCUAAGCUAUGCUAACGGGCUCCAGCUUUGUAUUUGGUAUUUAAAUAGAGAGUGGUACGACCUUUUCAUCUAACUUCCAGCAGGAAAGCUACUAAGCACGUUUCCCAAAAUGUCAAACUAAUUUUGAAGGCUAGUGAAGCCUUCUGUAAGGUGCGCUGUGUUUUUGGUGUCACUAUAGUGUACAGUAUGUCUUUGGGAAUUCGAGGGAAUAAGAGUUUUGAUGAUGAUCAUAGUGGACUGAUCACUUUUUAUUUUAUAUAACAUAUAUUGGUGAUGUGAGUGUUGAGGCUGCAUUUUGUACUGAGUCGUAUUCAUGUGUGUUAACUGAACAACAAACCAUUAUCCAGUGUGUGUACUAUAUGGUAUGUAGUUAUGCCAGUUACAGCAGUCUAUUCUUAUUAUUGUCAAUGUUCACCAUUACAAAUUUACAUUUCAACAUUGCAGUCAGUUUUUUAAGAACACGGAAGUGCAAAAUCCAGUUCUGACUAUGCAGCCUUUGCCAUUAACUGGUUAUGUUUUAAUAGUAGUUCCUGGUAAUAAUGUUUAAACAGGUAGUCUUCUAUAUUUUAUGAGAACAAUAACAAAGCCAGGGAAGUUUGUAGUUCCUAUUGUGGACCAGACCCCUGCUACUUUUCACAGGCUUUUCACAGCCCCAUUAGCAUUUCUUAAAACUAAAUCACACGAGCAUUAUUCAUUACAGUUAAAGAAAACAGGACACGCCUUGUCUCAGUCUGCCUCAGCCCAGUCUUCCAGUUUUUAUAAUGCCAGUCUCGGCCUGCAGAUUCAGAUAUGAAUCAGUCACACUCAGACAGACUAAAGACGUGUCAUUCCAAAGCACUUUUACAAUGUUAUAUAAAAGAACAAUUUAUCCAGUGAAUAAUCAGUUUUGAGCUGAAUAUAAAAGACAUUGUGUUUAUAUGUGAAUUUUGAAUAAAUGCAUGUUUGUAUCUUAAA